AUGGAAUCUUUCAAAGUUAAUGUCAAUGCGACAUCUUAUGCUCUACAUUUGGAUCUGGACAAUCUUGUUAAUAUGGGAAUCAGAAUGCUUGUGAUGAAUGCAUCAUAUUCUGCAUUACAAAUUAACUCACUAAAUCCUUUACCAUUGUCCAUAUUGCAGGUGCAAAUUUUCAUGGUGGUCUUUGAGGGCGUCGCAGUGGCUGCUGCGGAGCUGGCGCAACUUAGGUGGCACGCAACGGUUGUUGGUUACAACAGAUUGGCUAAAGGAAAACUGCUGAUGGUUAAUGGUGGCUGGCACGAUGGUUUGGAUGCAGGGGUUUCGAUGGUACGCUGCAGUUUGAACUGGGUUCACAGCUCCGGUGAGGGGAGGCGGCCCGCGAUGAAGAUGGCUGCGCUGCGAGGAUCUAGGGUCGUGCGGUGGGUGAGGUGCGAGUUAACCUAG
Sphenostylis stenocarpa is the source of this 441-nucleotide messenger RNA. NCBI's taxonomy places the organism in Eukaryota, Viridiplantae, Streptophyta, Magnoliopsida, Fabales, Fabaceae. The record is from the annotation of a GenBank genome assembly.